AUGAGCUUGGCCACCCUUCUCCUUGUGACAUGCUUGGCUCUGGCGGCCACCAGCGUCACUGCCCAGCAAACCAUCCAUGUCCAGCUCAUCCUGCCACAGGACGCCCCACCAGACUUCAAGAUCACAUACACGUCCGUAUUUUCCACGGCUUUGGACUACGUCAACAACUGGCGCUGCCCUUUUCAGAAUGGCUGUCCUUUUCUCCGGCUGGACAGCUCUGGCGUGGGCGACGUCGACAUAUCUGUUCGUUUGUGCAACCCGCUACUCACCACAUGUGAGCUGGAUCCUGGGCCAGCCGAAGUCUUCAUCGACCCUGCAGCCACGGCACCGGUGCCAAACAGCGGCUCCACUGCGCUUGUACCGCCGCUGGAUCGCGUGCUGAACACGACCAUGAUGUUCCUGACAGAGCUCGGGUACUCCCACGUGGCCCUCAUCACAGCACCAUCAUGCUCGCCUGCCUCCACGCCCCUUCUCAGCGCCGUCGUGGCAUCUGCUGCACACUACAACGUGGAAGUGUUACCCCCACCCGGAUUUCACUGCUCAGACUUCAAGGACGAGGAUGUACACGUGUUCCUGUUCCUUCCCGUCACCUUGGAUGAGGCUGCAGCAGUGCUGGAGCAGCUGUACCAAGCAGGAAUGCUCGAGCCAGGGUACCUGUACAUCUCAUCGCCACUGCUCAGCGAUUUUGACUUGACUGAGCUCUCGUACUACCUGAAGGACCAGGACAAACCUGCAGUUGCGUUGGCGUUCUUCAGCGUGGCGGUGACAUUGGAUUUGACCAACGGCGAACAAGAUGUCAUCGAUCGCGUCACAGGCAUCCGCGCAGCAGCAACGCGCCUGCCCCGCAUCAUCCCUCGGUUCCUGACACCAGAGUACACCCCGCGCACAGCGCUGUUGUGGGACGCCGCAGUCUUCCUCACGGCGCUAUUUCGCUUCCCCAACAGCACCAGCAACACCGCGUGCGCGUUUGCAUGUGCCGACCCACCCUGCAUCACACCAUGCAUGGAGCACCUCCCCAACAAGGUCAUAGCAGGCGCUGCGUCGCAACCACUCGUCAUGGUAGCAACAGGAACGCAUCCACUCUCUGAGCUGCGGUUUCGCCGAUCAAGCCUUCCAUCCACGGCACAGGUCGUGGCCAGGGCGCCAGUGCCACCAUUUCAGGGCGACGAGCCCUUGUCAGUGACCUUCUACGAUGCAUUCACCGGGGAGCAAGUCAACACACCACGCCUCUACAUUCUUCCAGAUGCGCCUGCCCUGCUUCCUGCGGACGCGGGCCCAAUCACCGUCCAUAUAGCCGUCAUCUAUGGAAGGUCUGCGGUGAAUGAGGGCGUGGUUGCCAUGAUCGGGGGUAUCACCUCCACGUGUGCCGUGGCGGUGGCGGAGGUUGCUGCGACCCGCGGUGUUCUCCACUUCACCGUCUCCUCAUCCACAGACCUUGAGCAGCCAGCGUCAUUUGUGAACACGUUUCGGCUCGGCGCACAGACUGACGAUUACGCGGACGCGCUUGCACAGUUCCUGCACGCUGCAAACAUCACCUGCGUCAGCAUCUUGAACGAGGUGAAUGCGUUUCUGGCGCGGCUUGAAGAGUUUGGUAUCCGCAUGUUGACGCUGACAGACAUUGCCACGACGGCGAGCCGCAAUAGUUCAUAUUGGGCAGAAACCCUCUCGUACAUCCGCACGCACGGCGCAAACACAAUUGCACUCUUCUUGUUCCCGCUGGAUGCGCACACGGCGCUGUUUGAGGCAUCCAAGCACGAGAUGGGCGGUGAAGACACGCUGUGGGUCGCGAGCAACAUCGCCACCGCCACCGACGUGUUCUCCGAUGACGUGAAGCGGCAGUUCAACGGGCGAUUUGUGGGGGUUCGCGCAGGCCUGCAGCCCAACUUCACAGACCACCCGUUCUUCUCCUUUCCCUCAGCGAGCGGCCACCAAACGUUUUCGGACGUCCUCCCCACCCGUCUUCCCGUCACCCUCGCCGUUGAUGCCGUGCACAUCAUCUACUGGACCGCAUACCACGGCAGAUCCAUGCACAAGUUCAGCUCUGGUCCUAAAGUGCAGCGCCGUGUGAUGAUUGACUUGGCGCGCUCGCUGACGGAAGACAACAGCAUCCCUGGCUUUGCCGUGGAGAAGCUGUGGUUUGACCACGACUUAGAGAUGUCCAUUGGUGUUGAUGUGGUGGUGCUCAUCAACAAAAUGCUGCAGCCACUUUUCUAUUUCAAGGAGCACGUGCUCACGGUUGCGAACACAGCGCUCGGUGCUGACGUCGCGAGUGCCAUGCACGUCCUGCCGUCACCGUCAUGCAUGGUCCGCACAACAACACGUGUGCCCUUGGACUCUGCCAGCCCGUCCAACUCUGCCUCCAGCGCCGUUGUCGCCUCCAUUACACUCAGCAUCCUGCUCGCCAUGGGCAUUGUUGGCAUUUUCAUCUACAACCGCCGAAAGCCGUCGUCUAGGAUUGAACCGUUUGACUUUGCUCCGCUCCUCGCCGCCUGGCCGCAGCACCACGACAAGCCAACCGAGAUCCCGAGGAAACUCGUGGAGAGCCAGGAGUGCUUGAGCCAGGGCGCGUUUGGUGUUGUCUAUCGUGGCCGCCUUGUUGACGCCCCAACUGGCUUCUUGCGGCACAUUGGACUGUCGCGCUCACACCUUGGGCCCUUUGCCAAGAGCAGCACCAGGCACCGCAGCCACCGCAGCAGUAGGAGAAGUCACGGCAGCAAGAGGGCGAGUCGAGGUGGCAGCAGGCGUUCAACGCAACAGCAAGCUGCUCGCAGUACGGACCAGGGCAGAAGCAACGCCAACGCCAACGCCAACGAAAACGCAACAGCAGUCCGCAGCACGCACAUCAGCACGCCCAUCACCGCGGCCGCCACCAGCCACGGUCAUGAGGACAACAACGACAGCAACAGCCUGUUUGGAAGGAGCGUGCAUAAUCCGCGCCACAGCAGUCACCCCUCCACCAGUAAUGCAACUGACAGCGGUAACGUGUCGGCAGGUCAAAGCUGCAGUCGGAAGCAGCGAGGCUUUCGACGCGAGAUCCCCAUUGCUAUCAAGCAGUGCAAGUUCAUUCUCAACGCCAAAGACACGUCACUGCUCAUGGCGGAGGCAUUGCAUCUUCAGGCGCUGUCAGACUCUCCAUAUGUUGUGCAGCUGAUUGGGGUCCUCACCACGACGGAGCAGCCGGCACUUGUGCUUGAGUACUGCGAGCAUGGCAGCUUGGACGCCUUUCUCCGUUCGCGUUGCCUGCGCGGCGCUUCUGUGUCGUGGCGAAUCAAGGCGCGCAUGCUCUCGCACGUUGCACGUGGCCUCCAUGCCGUCCACGAGCGAAACAUCAUCCACGGCGACAUUGCAUGUCGCAACGUUCUCAUCAACUCAAACUUCGUCUGCAAGAUCUGCGACUUUGGAUGUGCGCUUGCUGGUCCCAUUCACCACAUUGGCCCACACUCUGUUCCCAACGUUCCAUUGCGGUGGACAGCGCCUGAAGUCGUGCGGGAUUCCGUGUACUCUUUUCUCAGCGACGUGUGGUCGUUUGGCAUUCUCGCAUGGGAGAUGGCGUCUAACGUGAUGGUGUUUCCAUACCACAACCUCAGCACCAACCGCGAAGUCAUUCGAGCCAUUUUCCACGGCCGCACACUCAAGAUCAACAACUCUUGGCCGGAAGCGCUGCAGCACAUUCUCCGCCAGUGCUGGCUGCCCGUAGCAGAGCGACCAACCAUGACGACGCUCGUUACAGAUGCGUAUGCAUUUCGCCAGUGGACGCGCUCGUCCGAGCUUGAGAUUCGCGGCCUUGCUGCCGACGUAUCGGUGAGUCUGCGCAACAGCCCGUCGUCAUCGCACACGGCUACCGGUGGGCGUGUGUCUGCCACCAGCUGCGUCUGCCCGCCAGACACGCGCGCAGAGCUCCGGGGUGACUGCGACUAUGAAUCGAGCGACGACGAGGUGGAGUGCAUCUGGCAGCAGCAUGCGGCACGGCACACCAUCACUGUGGAUGUGUCUCAGAUCCUGGAGCGGGAGCCGUCGGGGUCACACCGCUCCAACAUCAACCAAAUUGUGUCCAAGCACGAGUCUGCCUCGACAAUACGGCGGGGACGCACGGCAGCACCCGACAUUGAUGUGGAGCAAGGGCGCUUUGCCCGUGACGCGUACACACGCCUGGAUGUGAGCCACGCAAACCAGCUUGAGAAUCUUGUGCAAGGAUUUGGCACAAGAGGACAGGACCUGUCUCAGCCGGAGUACUGUGGACUGCUGUCACGCUCUCAUCCACCAUGUCGCAGCAGCAGCGGCGGCGGCGGCGGUGGUGGUGGUGUUAACAGGAACAGUAUUGCUGUUGAACGCACCCUCCCCUUCUUCAGCGACAGCUACAAUGACGAGGACGAUGACGACGACGUUGAUCGCGACACUGCCCGAGGUCAGUACUUCCGACACCACAAGUCUCGCGCCAACGGUGGCGAGACGCUUCGUGUUGGUGGCGCGGAUGGGAACCAUGUCAUUGACGAUGACGAUGAGCGGAAACGUCUUCGCGGUGGCGGCCAUCGUGGUCGUGUUGUGCGGCCCCACUUUGAUGGUGGUUAUGACGCCAGCCAGGCUCGUCUCGCCCACACGCUCCGUCGGCCUUCAAGCAGCAACGUGCACUUGGUGCACACGACGCGUGCGCGCAUGACUGCGUCUGACGCCGUUGAUGCCGACCACACCCAUCCACGCAGGGCGUCAACCCCACGAAACAGCGACACGGACAGCAACACGAGCAGUGCGCGCGCUUCCUUGCGGCGGCACUUGAGGCGAACGGCGAGCGACACGCUGGUGGCGGGCGCAUUUGCACACCCGCAAUCCACAGCAGCUGCACCAAGCACACACACCGCGGCAACAGCAAGCAUUGUUGGCAGAGCUGCAGCACCCACCACCACAGUAUCACAAGCGAGUGCACCGCCCACGACCGCCACAGCGGCGGAGGUGGCAGCGGCAAGAACGGCGACGGACGGAAAUGUGCGACAGAGGAGACGACGCAAGCGGCGCGCGCUCGGUUCGACUGGCGGGCGCAUGCGUGGUGGUAGCAGCGAAGGUGAUGAAGGUGGUGGUGGUGGAGGUGGAGGAGGUGGUGGUGGAGGUGGAGGAGGUGGAGGUGGUGGUGGAAGUAGGCAUCGUCCAUUUGAAGACCAUCAACAUCGAUCGAGCAACACGAUAAAUGAUGAUGACGACGACGGCAACGAGGGUGGUGAUGAUGAUGGGAGUGAUCAUCGUCAUGACAGUGAUGCGCGUCAGCGGUGGUUACAGACGUUGAUGCGUCGCGAUGACGUGAUUACAGUUCCUGACGAUGAAGGAGCGAGGACGACGGGCAACUGGUACUUCCUUGAGCACGGCGCGCAUCCAUACGGCUUCCACCAGCACUCGCCUCGCCACAGCCGCGGUGGCAGUGGUGACGACGACGACGACGACGACGACGACAAUGAUGAUGAUGAUAAUGAUGAUGAUGAUGAUGGUGAAGGGUUUGGACUCCGGCGCACUGGCGUUGUGCAUCUGGACACGCAUUCCAUCGCGUCAAGCACAGCCGAGAGCCGGACGUCAGUGGUGUAA
Molecule: messenger RNA, 5568 nt
Organism: Salpingoeca rosetta
Lineage: Eukaryota; Choanoflagellata; Craspedida; Salpingoecidae
Product: TK/EPH protein kinase
Exons: 16
Coding region: 1-5568 (1855 amino acids)
Biological process (GO): positive regulation of kinase activity; cell surface receptor protein tyrosine kinase signaling pathway; multicellular organism development
Cellular component (GO): signaling receptor complex
Molecular function (GO): ATP binding; transmembrane receptor protein tyrosine kinase activity
Source: RefSeq, a predicted model, not a curated record